AUGAAAAUAGGUAACCCCGGUGUGAUUGGCUUUUACAUGACCUUUAUGCAGACGCUUCACCAGACGUUGGGCUGGUGCUACCCUGUGUGGGCAGUGACCCAUGCUGGACACUGUGUGCCUCCUGAUACUAUGGACGUGAUUGAUGAUGUCAUACUGAUGUAAUACUGAAUACUAAUGAUGAACUUUGAUCUUUGCAGACUGAAUGGAAGGAUGAAGCACAAGCUGGUCUUCCUCAGUGAGCACAUUCCCAGGGACACUUGCCUGGUCCUAAUGGGCCACUCCGUCGGCUGCUACAUCAUCCUGGAGAUGUUGACGUUGGAUCCUGAGCUGCAGGUGGUGAAAUCCGUGAUGCCGAUCCCCACCAUUGAGCGCAUGGUGGUGACCCCUUAGGGCAGGCUGUUGACCCCGGUGCUGUGCCACCUGCGCUAUGUAGCUUACCUGCCCGUCUUCCUCCUCUCUCUGCUGCCUGAAGUAUUCUCUUCUAUCCAGUAAUCACUUCCCCAAUAAAACUGCAUCUCAUAUUGUGUUGCGGCACUGAAUCAGUUGA
Messenger RNA from Oncorhynchus kisutch (coho salmon), 547 nucleotides. RefSeq names its product lipid droplet-associated hydrolase. Gene Ontology annotation, molecular function: lipase activity. Gene Ontology annotation, biological process: lipid storage. Gene Ontology annotation, cellular component: lipid droplet. The record is from RefSeq and is a predicted model, not a curated record. Lineage: Eukaryota; Metazoa; Chordata; Actinopteri; Salmoniformes; Salmonidae.